Clonostachys byssicola is the source of this 1749-nucleotide messenger RNA. The record is from the annotation of a GenBank genome assembly. NCBI's taxonomy places the organism in Eukaryota, Fungi, Ascomycota, Sordariomycetes, Hypocreales, Bionectriaceae.
AUGUCACAAAUGACGUCUCCUGAGAAGAAGGGCCCUGGUGCCCAAGAUACGAUUGAUGCCGCACCCAGCUCGGAACUACGUUCACCCUCGGUGACUGUGGGCGAGACUGACAAGUACGAGGGUGACCGUGUAGCUGAGCAAUUCUACGGCUCAUCCGUCACUGAUUCGUACCGACUGAAGUCGGAGCUUGUGGGAAGAUGCUUUGAGGACAUUGGCAUGGGCCGUUACCAGUGGGAACUCUUCAUCAUCUGCGGCAGCGGCGGCGCCAUUGACAAUUUGUGGGUAAUGCUCAUGUUUGUUGUUUACGAUACUGAGUCUGACAUGUCACAUAGCUGGUCUCAAGGUAUCGGUGCCGUCCAGCCAUCUGUCGCCCUCGAGUUCUCACGUGGACCCCCGGUAACCUUCAGUUCGAUGGCCUACUAUGUCGGUCUCAUCCUCGGCGCUACCUUCUGGUCGACCUCGGCCGACUUUAUUGGACGAAAGCCUGCCUUCAUGGCCACCCUGUUGAUCGGUGGUAUCUUUGCUCUUGGUGCCGGAGCUAGCCAUAACUUCAUCACGUUCAGUGCUCUCUGGGCUGUCAUCGGGACGGCUGCUGGGGGCAACGUGCCCGUUGACAACAUGAUCUUCCUCGAAUUUGUCCCUGCGUCACACCAGUGGCUUCUGACGGCGCUCUCGACCUGGUGGAUCCUUGGCCAGCUACUCGUGUCGCUUAUCGGAUGGGGGUUCAUCGCCAACUUUUCCUGCCCAGCUGACGGUAUGCCCGGAACUUGUCGACGCGAGGAUAACAUGGGAUGGCGAUACACCAUGUUCACUCUGGGUGCGGCGGCGGUGGCUUUCUCCUUGGUACGCAUUCUCGUCUUCAAGAUGCCCGAGUCUCCGCGAUAUCUCCUAUCAAAGAAACGCGAUGCCGAGGCCGUCGAGGCUGUCAAUUACGUCGCCCGCCGCAACGGAAAGCCCGAGCCUUUAACUUUGGCCAUGCUUAAUGACAUUGACAUACGUCUUGGAAAUAUGACUGCAGGGGACGACAGCUCACGAGUUGGACUCACACGAAAGCAAAUUCUCAAAGAGAACAUCUCCGACUUCAAGUUCAGCAACAUCCGACAGCUCUUCACCACAAGGCCCUUGAUCCAGCACACAACCAUUCUUUGGACCAUUUGGAUGACCAUUGGCAUUUCGUACCCUCUUUACUUCAACUUCCUCCCAACCUAUCUUGCUCAGCGAUUUGUGCAAGACUCAUCCUUGAAUGCCACGUACCGAAGCUACUGCAUCCAGUCCGCCGUCGGCAUGGCUGGUCCGGCUCUAGCUGCUGCGCUGGUUCAGACCAAGUUAGGAAGACGUUAUGCCAUGGCGAUCUCUUCUGUCGCCACUGGAGCGUUUCUCUUUGCCUAUACUGCGGCGCGGACACCAGCGGCCAACUUGGCUUUUUCUUCAGUCACUGGGAUGGUUGGAAACCUCGGUAAGCAAGCAAUCACUGUAUUUUUGCCCAUCUUUGAUGCCCGGCCUCUGACCUCAUUAGAGUACGCGAUUCUUUUCGCAUUCACGCCCGAGUCGUUCCCCGCCCCGUUUCGUGGUAUGGCCUGUGGCAUCGCAGCUGGUCUUUUGCGGCUCGGUGGACUCUUCGCCAGCCUGAUCGGAACUUAUACGGACUUUUCGGUUGUGCCAAUCUAUAUUGCUGGUGCCAUGUGGGUGGGCGUAGGCCUCAUGUCUUGUGUGCUGCCAUUCGAGACUCAUGACCAUGCUGCCAUCUGA